GCCACAAGAAGAAGAAAAAAAGAUAAGUAGAGAGAGAGAGAGAGAGAGAGAGAGAGAGAAGAGAGAGAGAAGAAGAAGAAGAAGAAGAAGAGCCAUGAAGGCUGAAGUGAUAAUGGUCAUGGAAGAGCAAAGAGCUGAGCCUGACGGCCGCGGUGGACACUGCUGCGGAAUGAGCAGCGUUGUUAAGGUAGAAGAUGGAGAAAAGAACCAGCAGAGGAAUGAUAAUUCAAAGCGAUCUUCUCCUGAGCCAAAAAACAUAAGCACCAGUAAGCAGGAACAAGAUCCGCUUAAAUCCGCCCGAGCCGAAAUGGGUGAGUUGAGAGAAGAAAAUCAAAGGCUGAAGACGUACUUGGACCGCAUAAUGAAAGAGUACAAGACCCUCCAAAUGCAGUUCUUCGACAUCGUCAAGCCCGAUCAGGAGCAAAAGAAACCUUCAGAUAAUGAAGCAGCCGCUAAUGGUAACGAUGACAGGCAACAAACUGAAGAGUCUGAAGAGCUUGUUUCUCUCAGCCUGGGAAGAGCCACCUCAAGCCAGCACUCAGAGAAAGAUGAUGAGAAAAACAAGUCAUCGAUUUCAUCACGCGAGGGGAAGUUGCUAUUCUUAGAGAAUAUUAGCAAAGAUCAAGACUUGGGUCUCUCAUUGGACUGCAAAUUAUCCGAUGCAUCGAGAAUGAGUCUGGUCGAAGCUUUGCUGAAGAAUAAUAAUAACAACAAGAGUAGUCCUGCGACUAGCUUUGAAGAUCAUCUAAAGGAAGAAGCCGGACAGACUUGGCCACCUAGCAAAGUCCUCAAAACAAUGAGAUCAGAUGGGGAUGAUGAGGUUUCCCAGCAAAACCCGCCCAAGAAAGUUAGGGUUUCAGUGCGGGCUCAAUGCGACACGGCGACGAUAAACGACGGAUGUCAAUGGCGAAAGUAUGGCCAAAAGAUUGCAAAAGGAAACCCAUGCCCUCGAGCGUACUAUCGGUGUACGGUGGCGCCAUCCUGCCCUGUUAGAAAACAGGUGCAAAGGUGUGCUGAGGACAUGUCCAUUUUGAUAACCACAUAUGAAGGCGCGCAUAACCACCCGCUUCCAAUGUCGGCCACUGCUAUGGCUUCCACCACCUCCGCUGCUGCUGCCAUGCUGUUGUCCGGCUCCUCAAGCUCACAGCCAGGACAGAGUCAUGGCACAUCCGCCACUACUGGGGCCGACCUUCACGGGCUUAACUUUUAUCUGUCCGAUGCUUCGAAAUCGAAGCAAUUUUACCUGCCCAGCUUGGCCAUGUCAUCUGCUCCUACCUGCCCAACAAUCACUCUUGACCUCACUUCCUCGAACCUGUCAUUGGCAUCGUCGACUUCGUCGCAUUUCAAUCGAUACUCCUCCCAUACUUACCCUUCGACAACGUCAAGAUACUCUUCCACAAGCUUAAGCUUUAGUUCGCCCGAUCCAUCUGAUAAUUAUCUUCCCAUGUCAUGGGCUAACAAUGGGCUUCUUAACUACGCCACUCAGCUCCAAAACAAGAACCACACAGCUUAUCAACCCUACUUGCAAAUCAAGAAUAACCCUAGCCCUACUCAACAAUCUCUACCAGACACCAUUGCCGCCGCAACCAUGGCAAUCACGGCAGACCCCAAGUUCCAAUCCGCUUUGGCAGUCGCUCUCAAGUCGAUCAUUGGCAACAGUAGCAGUGGAGCUGCUGCGGCGACUAUAGGGGAUCAUCAUCAGGGGGUCGGAGACAGCAACAGCUUCGGCCAAAAGUUGAGGUGGAGCACCGAACCCUUUUCAACGGCCUCUUCUCUCCUCCCCCAGGCGUUACAAGCAAACAGGUGUGCAUUGAGUUCCUUGAACAAAUCGAGCUCGACGAGUGCUUCUCAACCCGGAAGUUUUGUGAUUGCACCUCCUUCGUUGCCGUUCUCUUUGUCGAAAAGUGCAUCCACGUCCCAAAACGAUAACAGGGAUCGCACAAAUUUGUGAGCUAAGUAGAUGAUGGCAUUUCAUUAGUUGUGCAUAUUUCGGUGACUUUAGUUGUAUCGUGAUGGAGAAAGUUGUGCAGCAUGAUAAAAUAUGUAGCUGUUCCGAGCAAACAGCUUUUGUUCACAGAGAAGGGCCGGAACAACGAUUUGUUUCUUUACUUUGCAGACUUACAUUGGUGAUUUGUUAUUGUUUGAGGUGGAAAAUCGUUGGCCUAUUGGUCCUUCAAAUUAAGUUGCAGUGUUUUGUAGCUUUAUUUCAAAAGGCAAGGGUCGUUUCUAAUUUACUCAAAUUGGUGUACCAUCGUGAUGGUUCAACAGGCAAAGAGAUAUUGUACAAGGGGCUUUGCUAGUGUAAGAGUCCAUGGGUCACUGGGAGAGUAACACUACAUUGUGAGCUGUGAGCC
Molecule: messenger RNA, 2354 nt
Organism: Syzygium oleosum
Lineage: Eukaryota; Viridiplantae; Streptophyta; Magnoliopsida; Myrtales; Myrtaceae
Product: WRKY transcription factor 72A-like
Exons: 5
Coding region: 95-1951 (618 amino acids)
Biological process (GO): regulation of DNA-templated transcription
Molecular function (GO): DNA-binding transcription factor activity; sequence-specific DNA binding
Source: RefSeq, a predicted model, not a curated record